UCGGCGGAGAGGCCAUGCCGCUGGACCACCGCCGGGUGCCCGGGCCGGAGGAGUCGCAGUCGCCGCUGCUUUUCGUGCCCUCGUCCGCGCAGGAUGGCGAGGCGCCGCCGGCGCAGGAGGCGAGCCGGGACCCGACGGCGCUGCAGCCGCUCUUCGCCCGCGUGGGGCUGCUGAGCCAGGCGAAGGGCUCGGCCUACGUGGAGCUGGACGGCGGCACCAAAGUGCUGUGCGCCGUGGCCGGCCCGCGCGAAGCGGCAGGCGGCGGCGGCGGCGGCGGCGGCGAGCCCCGCGGCCGGCUGGUGUGCGAGUUCCGCCGGGCGCCCUUCUCGGGGCGCGGCGCCCGCUCGCGGCCCGGCGAGCGGGAGCCGGAGCUGAGCCUGGCGCUGCAGGAGGCGCUGGAGCCGGCCGUGCGCCUGGCGCGCUACCCGCGGGCGCAGCUGGAGGUGAGCGCGCUGGUGCUGCAGGACGGCGGCUCGGCGCUGGCGGCCGCCCUCUGCGCCGCCGGCCUGGCGCUGGCCGACGCGGGCGUGGAGCUCUACGACCUGGUGGCGGCCUGCGCGCUCUGCCGGCCGCCCUCGGGGGGCGAGUGGCUGCUGCAGCCCCGCGAGGCCGAGGAGCGCGCCGCCGCCGCCCGCCUCACCGUGGCGCUCCUGCCCUCGCUCAACCAGGUGGCCGGCCUGCUGGGCAGCGGCCAGGGCGGGGCCCCCGACAGCUGGGCGCAGGCCCUGCGCCUCGCCCUCGACGGCUGCCAGCGCCUCUACCCGCUGCUGCGCCAGAGCCUCCUGCGCGCCGCCAAGCGCGCCGCGACCGCUGAGCCGUCGGAGGAGGAGGACGCGGCCGAGGCGCCUGCUGCCACCACCGGGACUUAGAAGAGGCACGGCUCAGCUUCGGGCUGCAGGCGGGACCCUAAUUUUUCCCCAGCCACCUUCCACUCUUGGAAUCUGUUCUAACAAGGUAUCCAAAGACAAACAUCACAGUACCGUUGCCAUCCAACCACUAACUGCUGCGCUGGGCUCUGGUGCCUAUGAGAGUGGCAGAGCCUCAGCAUUGGGCAUCAGGCGGGACUCUUAUUUUUUCCAGCCGUCUUGGAAUCUCUAACAUGGUAACCAAAUAUGAAGAUCACAGUACUGUUGGCAGCUAAUAUCUAAAUGCUGGGCUGUGGUCCCCAUUAGAGCGGCAGAGCCUCAGCACUGAGCAACAGAUGUGACCCGCUGCUUCCAGCCAUCUCCGCUCUUGGAAUCUUCAAAUCUGGAUAUCUGCAGCCCAGGUUGGGCCCAUGCCUCUUCUCCCUCUUUUUUGCCAGUGCCGCCCUCCCUGCCUCCUUCAUGAGGGACAGGGCACACAUUUCCUCUGGCUGGUCAUAGGAUCCACUGGCACGAGCCUUUGACAGGCUGGCGAUAGAAGGAGACUCUAGAAACUGCAGAGAAUGACAUUUGUGAGCAAGUUUCAGCAGAGGCUUGGAUGAACGGCAUCUUCUACCUGCUGUUAAAAGACUGCUGAAUACCUAUUACUUUGUGGAUUUGGGGGCGGGGGAUUUCUAUGAAUAGAUAAUGCUGAACUGGAUUCGUGCUACAGAGCUUGGCAUGGGGCAACAGACAUGACCCACUUUUUCCAGCCAUCUCCCACUCUUAGAAACUGUUCCAUUGAGGUAUCCAAAUCCAAGAUCUACAGCCUGGGUUUGUUGGGCCAAUGCCUCUUCUCUGCCUCCUUUGCAAGCACCCCCCUCAGUCCCUUCAAGAGGAAUAGGCCACCCAUUUUCCAUCGGUCAGCCAUUGAAUCCACUGGCAAGAUGAACCUCUGAUAGCAGUAGAAGGAGACUCUAGAAACUGCAGAGAAUGACAUUUGUGAGCAGGUUUCAGCAGAGGCUUGGAUGAACGGCAUCUGUGGAGAGACCACUGCGCAUGUGUGACUUUGUGCUUUGCUACGAUAGAUUUAGGGGAAACUUGGAAGAUGGGGGGGCGGGGGACAUAUAUUUUUGUGAAUAGAUUAAUGGAAUUAGUUGUUUGCGGCAGAUAAGAUUUUGAAUGUUUUUCCAUCUGAGCUUUUCAAUAUGAUGCCUGGUGUGUGACUCCCCCCCCCCAAAGCUGCCUUUUCACUUUUUUGUGGAAGUCUUUAAAAUGGGACAGAUUAAAAAAAAAUUUUUUUUAAUUCAUUGGUCAAAAGAAUUGGCUUGUGAGCAUGUUCUUGCAUCCUGCUUACUUAGGAGGAAGUCUCAGUUUAACCCCAUGCUUAAAAACAAGAAAAAUGCUUACACUUUUUUCCUCUUGGGGAAGUUCUCAAGUUUCUGUAGGCAGUUAAACCACGUUUACAUGUAUGUGUAAAUCCACUUGAGUUACUUUUUCUAUUUAAAAUAAGCAUCUUUGUUAUUACAAAUGGACUGCUCUGUGGAGCAGGUUAUUUCAUAGUUAUUUUUGCAAAUAAAGGAUAUAAACAAUAAAAUUUUGUGCUUAAAAGGGUAUCUGCAAAACUGGGCUCCUUCCUGCAGAAGUCAGGUGCGCAUCAGUAAAUACUAGAGAGUAAUGUUGUAUGUGGACUUGGCAGAGACUGGUUACUUGUUGCUGGUUAUAUGUGCAGGAAGUAUCUCUGAUGUGACUAUCUUCCAAACAUGAAUCUGGUGUGGAUCUCAUAAGCAUGGUUUGAGAAUUUGUUCUUCUGGAAGGAAAAGCAGGGUGGGUUUUUUGUUGUUACCUAUUAUUUAGCUAAUAUCGUCAUUGUGCACAAUGUUUUAUAGAAUCUGUGCCAUAUCCCUACCCCAAGGAGUGUACAGUCUAAAAUUGGAACUAAGGAAGGGAGCCAAGACAGCAGGGGAUAGCCUGAGAGAGAGAGAAAUAUUUCUCUACACACCUAAGCUUAGUUUCAGUAAGUAGAUGGAUUUAGGGGUUGUGCGGUGCCUAACCUGUGAUAAUCUGUAAAUCAUAAUUUCUGGCUCUUUUCAUAUUUCACUGGGGCAUGCGAGUUUAUAUGGCGCUGAGGAAAUUGUGAGUCCACAUGUGGAAGAACAGAAUUAUUUUCAUGCGAGAAAGAAAGGAUCACUGAGAAAGGGACUUGUAAAAUACUAGAGUAGGGAGGGGAAAUGGGCAGAAAGAUACUGGUAAGCCAAGCUGCCAGUGAAUUUAAUCCCCAGCACAUUGAAUUUGCCCUAGGAUGUUUUUUUAAAUAGGGGUGCAAUGCUCUCAUGUGUGGUGAGGUGAGAGGGCUACCUCCAUUGAGGGAUUUGGGAUGUUUAUAAAGGUAAUAAGGGUUUGCACUUUAAAUGUUUUGAAAAGAACACUUAAAAAUGUUAAAAGGAUAUUUUAAAAUGGCCCAUGGAGCAGGAGUAUGUCCCUGGAUACAGCUAGAGAGCCAGCGUGGUUGUAGUGGUUAGAGUGUCAAGACUACAAUCGGUCUGAAUCCUCACUGUACCAUUGAAGUUUGCUGGGUGAUCUUAGAACAGUCAGCCACUCCCAGCCUAGCCUACCUCACAGGGUCGUUGUGAAGAUAAAAUAGAGGCGGAGAAUAAUGUGAGCCACCUUGAGUCCCCAUUGGGGAGAAAAGUGGGUUAGGGAAUGAAGUAAAUAGGCAUGUACCAUGGGGGAACAUACCCUAGAACCUUUUUUCGGGCGAUGAGGCCCUCUUUAACAAGAUGGCUCCCCUCAGAGCAACCUUUCUCGAAAGCUUGUGGGCGGGGCAUGUGGCUGGAUGCAUCUGGGAAGGGCUUUUAAUGCUGCUAGAGGAAGAGGAGGCUGCCAAACUGGUGCUGAGCUCUUAAUACCGUGUACAACAAAAUAGAGCAACACGGUAAUGUAAUUGUCACAACAGAGAAUCUCCCGUGUGGUAUUAUGUCUUCACAAU
Molecule: messenger RNA, 3831 nt
Organism: Eublepharis macularius
Lineage: Eukaryota; Metazoa; Chordata; Lepidosauria; Squamata; Eublepharidae
Gene: EXOSC6
Product: exosome component 6
Exons: 1
Coding region: 15-869 (284 amino acids)
Biological process (GO): U4 snRNA 3'-end processing; poly(A)-dependent snoRNA 3'-end processing; rRNA catabolic process
Cellular component (GO): cytoplasmic exosome (RNase complex); nucleolus; nuclear exosome (RNase complex)
Source: RefSeq, a predicted model, not a curated record